This is a messenger RNA of Theobroma cacao (cacao), 2102 nucleotides long. Its product is annotated as ketol-acid reductoisomerase. Gene Ontology annotation, molecular function: ketol-acid reductoisomerase activity. Lineage: Eukaryota; Viridiplantae; Streptophyta; Magnoliopsida; Malvales; Malvaceae. Gene Ontology annotation, cellular component: mitochondrion; chloroplast. Gene Ontology annotation, biological process: L-valine biosynthetic process. The record is from RefSeq and is a predicted model, not a curated record.
GAGAGAAUGCCUCGCCCUCUCUUUCAUUUGCUAGCCUCGCCUCCCCCCUUCGCCCUUACCCUUGAAAGUUGAAUAUCUGCUUCUGCUAUGGCGGCGGCUACUUCCUUCUCUCCCUCCAUCUCCACUAUCCCCUCUCCUAAUUCUUCCUCCAAAACGCACAAAACCUUAGCUACCCCUUCUACUCUUGGCUUCUUGUCCUCUACUUCCAAAUCCUUGAGUUCUCUCAGAGCUACCAGACUCACUUCCCGUAACGGCUGCGGCUCGGCUCUCGCCUCAAGGAUGGUCUCCGUUCCUGCUGUUAAGCCUCUGACUUCUCUGGAUUUCGAGACCUCCGUCUUCAAGAAGGAGAAAAUCUCUCUUGCCGGUCACGACGAGUACAUUGUGAGAGGAGGAAGGGAUUUGUUCAAGUUGCUGCCCGAUGCUUUCAAAGGAAUUAAGCAGAUUGGUGUUAUUGGUUGGGGUUCACAGGGGCCUGCUCAAGCUCAAAAUUUGAGGGAUUCUCUUGCUGAAGCAAAAUCUGAUAUUGUUGUCAAGAUUGGACUUAGGAAGGGUUCUCGUUCGUUUGCUGAAGCUCGAGCUGCUGGCUUCUCAGAAGAGAAUGGCACUUUGGGUGACAUAUGGGAAACUAUUUCUGGAAGUGAUCUUGUGUUACUGUUGAUUUCUGACGCUGCACAGGCGGACAGUCAUGAGAAGAUAUUCUCCCACAUGAAACCGAAUAGCAUCCUUGGGCUUUCCCAUGGCUUUCUUCUUGGACAUUUGCAGUCAAAGGGACUUGAUUUCCCAAAGAACAUUAGUGUAAUUGCUGUGUGCCCCAAAGGAAUGGGUCCAUCUGUGAGGAGACUUUAUGUUCAAGGCAAAGAGAUCAAUGGUGCUGGAAUCAAUUCCAGUUUUGGAGUUCAUCAGGAUGUUGAUGGUAGAGCUACUGAUGUUGCCUUGGGGUGGUCAGUUGCCCUUGGGUCUCCUUUCACUUUUGCUACUACUCUAGAGCAGGAGUACAAGAGUGACAUUUUUGGGGAGCGGGGCAUUCUACUCGGUGCGGUUCAUGGACUUGUGGAGUGUUUAUUUAGAAGAUACACGGAAAAUGGAAUGAGUGAGGAUCUUGCUUACAAAAACACUGUUGAAUGCGUUACAGGAAUUAUGUCAAAGACCAUCUCAACUCAGGGCAUGUUGUCUGUGUACAAUUCGUUUUCUGAAGAGGGCAAAAAGGAAUUUGAGGCGGCCUAUAGUGCCUCAUAUUAUCCAUGCAUGGAUAUACUGUAUGAGUGCUAUGAAGAUGUAGCCAGUGGAAGCGAAAUCCGCAGUGUUGUCUUGGCUGGGCAACGCUUUUAUGAAAAGGAUGGUCUACCAGCUUUUCCGAUGGGGAAAAUUGAUCAAACUCGUAUGUGGAAAGUUGGUGAGCGAGUCCGAAAGUCACGACCAGCAGGUGAUCUAGGGCCAUUAUAUCCAUUUACAGCUGGUGUCUAUGUGGCCUUGAUGAUGGCACAGAUUGAGAUCUUGAGGAAGAAAGGGCACUCAUACUCUGAGAUCAUCAAUGAGAGUGUGAUAGAGGCAGUGGAUUCUUUAAAUCCUUUUAUGCAUGCUCGUGGAGUUUCGUUCAUGGUUGACAACUGCUCUACAACAGCACGAUUGGGUUCAAGGAAAUGGGCCCCUCGAUUCGAUUACAUCCUUACCCAACAGGCUUUGGUGGCAGUUGAUAAGGGCACCCCCAUCAACCAAGAUCUGAUCAGCAACUUCCUGUCAGACCCGGUGCACGGUGCCAUUGAAGUGUGUGCUCAGUUGAGGCCCACAGUUGACAUUUCAGUGCCCCCAGAUGCUGAUUUUGUGCGACCAGAGUUGCGUCAAUCUGGCAAUUGAGCCCUAGAAUCUUUGGAACUUGAGUGAGCAACUACUUAUACAGGUUGUUGAGGCAAAAUUUGCUUGAAUGUACGAGUGAUGUAGUUCUACCUAUAUGUGUUAUUGGGCUAGCCCUAUGUUUUAUGUAAUUGUAGGACCAAAAUUAUGGUUGUUUUGAGUUGAGAAAAUAAGACGUGGGAAUGUAUUUUCUUACUGGUUUUGGGGGUAAUGUCAAAGUUCUCAAUUUAGGAACUAUGAUCCAUCCCUUU